AACGAGGAGCAAAUAUUCUAGUUUCCGGUCCCUGUUCUCGCGAGAGUGUGUGACUGUGUGUUGGAGAACGAUGGCUGGUGUCUUACUUCGCAGAGCCCAGUGUCUGGGCAACAAAAUCCCACGAUGCCUUAUCACAGCGCAAAAUUUGCCUCAUCGAUUACGAUCUUCCACACCAGAUGCCCUGGUUCAGCCACCCAAGGAAGGCACAGUGUUUGCUCCUCUUGGCACUUUCACUGAUGAAGAGGUCAUGAUAAAAGAAAUGGUCCAAAAGUUUGCACAGGACCGGAUUGCACCUCUGGUGAAAAGUAUGGAUGCCAAUUCAAAAAUGGAGGACUCUAUCAUCCAGGGACUAUUCGAACUUGGGCUGAUGGGAAUAGAAGUUGAUCCAAAGUAUGGGGGCACUGGCGCCUCGUUCUUUUCCUCCAUUCUGGUGAUUGAGGAACUGGCUAAAGUAGACUCUUCAGUGUGCAUUUUGUGUGAUAUACAGAACACUCUUAUCAAUGCCUUGUUUCAGAGAUUAGGGACGGAGGAACAGAAGAAUACUUACCUCCCCAGGUUAUGCAAAGAUAUGGUGGGCAGCUUCUGCCUUUCAGAGGCCGAGUCAGGCAGCGAUGCGUUCUCUCUGAGGACCACUGCUACCAAGCAGAAGGAUUACUAUGUCAUCAAUGGUUCUAAGAUGUGGAUUAGUAACUCCGAGCAGGCUGGAGUCUUCCUUGUGAUGGCGAAUGCCAACCCUUCAGCUGGAUACAAAGGGAUCACCUGUUUCAUUGUCCCGAGAGACACUGAAGGACUUCACAUUGGGAAGAAGGAGGAUAAGCUGGGUCUCAGGGCAUCUUCCACCUGCUCGCUAAACUUUGAGAAUGUCAAGGUCCCCGAGUCCAGUGUGUUGGGGCAGGUCGGACAAGGAUAUAAAUAUGCCAUAGGAAUGCUCAACGAGGGACGCAUUGGAAUAGCUGCACAGAUGCUGGGACUGGCCCAGGGAUGCUUUGACCAGACAAUCCCAUAUACCAAGCAGAGAAUUCAGUUUGGGAAGAGGAUAUUUGAUUUUCAGAGUAUGCAGCACCAGAUUUCUCAGAUAGCUACUCAGCUGGAAGCGACACGUCUGCUCACCUACAAUGCAGCCAGGCUCCGGGAGGCAGGGAAACCCUUUAGAAAGGAGGCAUGCAUGGCCAAGUACUACUCAUCAGAGGUUGCUUGUCUCACUACCAGCAAAUGCAUGGAAUGGAUGGGUGGUGUCGGAUUCACUAAAGACUAUCCCAUUGAAAAAUAUUAUAGAGAUGUAAAAAUCGGUACAAUCUACGAGGGAACAUCCAACAUCCAGCUGACCACAAUUGCCAAGUUCAUUGAGCAGGAAUACUGAAAGAUGGUCCCCAUGAUUCAUCAUUUUUCCAAAGACACUCUAAAAGCAAGAA
This is a messenger RNA of Spea bombifrons (plains spadefoot toad), 1412 nucleotides long. It is a transcript of the gene ACADSB, whose product is annotated as acyl-CoA dehydrogenase short/branched chain. Gene Ontology annotation, molecular function: flavin adenine dinucleotide binding; acyl-CoA dehydrogenase activity. Gene Ontology annotation, cellular component: mitochondrion. Bases 71 to 1360 code for a protein of 429 amino acids. The record is from RefSeq and is a predicted model, not a curated record. NCBI's taxonomy places the organism in Eukaryota, Metazoa, Chordata, Amphibia, Anura, Pelobatidae. The transcript has 11 exons.